This is a messenger RNA of Penicillium odoratum, 1446 nucleotides long. Its product is annotated as phosphoesterase-domain-containing protein. Bases 1 to 1446 code for a protein of 481 amino acids. Gene Ontology annotation, molecular function: hydrolase activity, acting on ester bonds. NCBI's taxonomy places the organism in Eukaryota, Fungi, Ascomycota, Eurotiomycetes, Eurotiales, Aspergillaceae. The record is from RefSeq and is a predicted model, not a curated record. The transcript has 3 exons. Gene Ontology annotation, biological process: phospholipid catabolic process.
AUGGCCUCUAUUGCUGCUGUUUUUACCGUCGUCAGCCUGGCUGCUGGUGCGACAAUCACUACUACAGAGCCGGCCCUGGCAGCGAUCAAAGCAGCCCAGCAAACCACAGUGCCUCAAACUUGGACUUCAAAUGUAACCGGAAAGGCUUUUGAUCGUUUCUAUCAGGUCUGGCUAGAGAAUGUCGAUUACAGCGACGCUGCCGGGAACGCUGACCAGCAGUGGCUGGCCAGCAAGGGUAUAACCCUUACCAACUAUUAUGCUGUCGGCCACACCUCCCAGCCCAAUUACUGUGCUGCUGCUAGUGGUGACAACUAUGGCAUGGAUAAUGAUUUAUUCCACGACAUCCCAGCAAAUGUAUCGACAGUGGCUGACCUGCUGAACACUAAGGGCAUCUCAUGGGGUGAAUAUCAACAGGAUAUGCCAUACCCCGGCUUUCAGGGCUACAACUACUCUAAUCAGAAGACCUAUGCCGAUGACUACGUGCGCAAGCAUAAUCCUCUCAUUUCGUUCGACAAGAUCUCUAGCAACGAUACUGCUUUGCGUCUAAUUAAAAACUUCACAUCUUUCUCUGAAGAUUUGCGCAAUAAGCAGCUUCCUCAGUGGGCCUUCAUCACACCAAAUAUGACCAACGAUGCGCACGACACCAAUAUUACCUACGGUUCUCAUUGGCUGCGCGGCUUUGUAUCGGGAUUGAUGAACAAUACUUAUUUCUGGGACAAUACUCUCAUGCUGCUCACCUUCGAUGAGUCAGAGGUUUACGAUGUCCCCAAUCGCGUGUUCAGCAUCCUGCUAGGCGGUGCCAUCCCUCAGCAUCUGGUCGGUACGAAGGAUGAUACCGUUUACACACACUACUCCAGUCUUGCCUCCGUGGAGGCUAACUGGGGUCUACCCUCGCUGGGCCGCUGGGACUGUGGUGCAAAUCUAUUCAAAUUCGUUGCCGACAAAGUUAAUUAUACUAACUGGGCCAUUGACGACACCAACCUGUAUAUUAACGAGUCACUACCCGGCCCGCUGAUGAGAUGGGGGUUUACUGCUUAUCGCUCCAAUUGGCCUGUUCCCUCUACCAGUGACUCUUGUUCCGCCGGUAACGGGAUCCUUCAAUCUGUCAUCGACACGUACAAAGGCCGUGCCCCGACGUAUAAUUACACUGCUCCUUUCCCUUAUGAUGCUCUUUAUGGCAUGGAUGUUGGAAUAUCUUAUUCCCGCAAUGGUACAACCUUUGUGUCGGGUGUCAAUACGACUGGUGUUGUUGGUCAUGAUUCGCUUUCGAGUACUCCGGGUGUCAGUGCCCCUAUCGCUGCGUCUACGAGUACGACCUCUGCAACCCGAAGUACCGAUAUAAAGAUUGCAUCUACCGUUACUGGUGCUGCCUCCACUAUGGCUAUCCCACGUGAGAAGAUGAUAAUUCUGGGUGCUUUAUUGGGCAUUGUGCUUUUGCUUAUAUAA